AUGGGAACUAUCAAUUGGGGAGAAUUAUUUCCAGGAAGAUGGAGCCUUGUCAUUUUUAUUUCUUAUAUGGCCCUUUUUGUGAACCAAGGCAUUAUUGUAACCUGGUCACAGAGAAAUGGGCACUAUGAAUACAAUAUUGUUAUGGUAGUAUUGAUGACAGAGGUGUUAAAAUUGAUUGCUUCAGUAAUAUUGUACUGCAAAGACAAUAGCAUUAUUAGCCUUUGGAAAGAAGUUACACGUAACAAAAGAGUGCUACUACUAUAUACAAUACCUUCGUUUUUAUAUUGUCUAUACAACAAUCUGGCGUUUAUCAACUUGGCUGUAUUUGACCCAACAACUUAUUAUGUACUCUUACAAUUUCGUGUUGUUAUGACUGGAAUUAUUUUCCAGGUUGUUUUCAAUAAAAAGCUAUCAUUAAAACAAUGGUUUUCACUGAUAAUACUAACCAUUGGAUGUAUGGUGAAGCAUGUAGACUUGGAUUUCAGUGCCAACAUGUUUAGUACUAAACUUAAUUUAAACAGCAAUAUAAUGCUCAUAUUUGUACAGACAAUUUGCUCCUGUCUGGCUGGAGUGUAUAAUGAAUACCUGCUGAAAGAGCAAGGAGCAAAUAUCAAUAUGUUUGUACAGAAUGUAUUUAUGUACAUUGAUAGUAUUUUUUGUAAUCUUAUAGUGUUUGCAGUAUUAUAUAUCUCAGACAAUAGUACAUCGGACAUGUUUAAUAACGUUGAUCCUAGUAUACUAUUACAACCAAAAGUCAUCAUAAUUAUGCUCAAUAAUACAGCAAUUGGAAUAAUCACAAGUUUCUUCCUGAAGAACUUGAACUCUAUAUUAAAGACUUUUGCUAGUGCACUAGAAUUGGUAUUCACUGCAGUCUUAUGUUGGUUGAUAUUCAGUAUUCCUAUCCUUGUAAACACAGUAAUUUCUAUUACUAUGGUGAGUUAUGCAGUCAUAUUGUAUUCACAAAAUCCAGUACAAAACACUAGAACCAAAGAUCGCCCUCUCUUAAAGGUUGAUAGCAUAGUUUAA
This is a messenger RNA of Dufourea novaeangliae, 1026 nucleotides long. RefSeq names its product CMP-sialic acid transporter 1 (gene senju). The transcript is spliced from 6 exons. Gene Ontology annotation, cellular component: Golgi membrane. The record is from RefSeq and is a predicted model, not a curated record. Gene Ontology annotation, molecular function: UDP-galactose transmembrane transporter activity. Lineage: Eukaryota; Metazoa; Arthropoda; Insecta; Hymenoptera; Halictidae. Gene Ontology annotation, biological process: pyrimidine nucleotide-sugar transmembrane transport. The coding region runs from base 1 to 1026 and encodes 341 amino acids.